Molecule: messenger RNA, 3906 nt
Organism: Pecten maximus
Lineage: Eukaryota; Metazoa; Mollusca; Bivalvia; Pectinida; Pectinidae
Exons: 9
Coding region: 170-3181 (1003 amino acids)
Source: RefSeq, a predicted model, not a curated record
AUGCGCUAAAUAGCCUCGUUCGGGCGAAUAUUUACUUCCUCGAUCUAGUCAAACUCGGGGUCUGGAGAAAAUGCCAAAAUGAAAGAAACCACGAAAGUUCUCGUGUAUAAUCCAGACUCAACAGGUUUGUUAUGAUCACGUCUUCUUCUAGCCUGCCAUAGUUUCCAAGAUGGCGAGCAAGUAUUUCUUAAGCCAUGAAACCAUCAAUUUCACCAGAAUGUCCAAACUAGUUAUGGAUGUCUGCAGUGAUGUGCUAAGAGAUGUGCUGAGGGUAAACAUACCACCGCCUGGACUCGCUUACAUUCUACUAAGUCAAAGGGUUCACCUCAGCAGAAAUCUUGAGUCUCGCCAACGACAGAUUCUGUACCCACCAGGUGGAGUGUUUACUGGUACCCUGGAGGAUUUAGAUUUUAGCCUCCUGUAUAAACUAAUUCGUAACCUCCAGGGUAUCAACAUUCCACCUCAUACAAAUGGUUGGGGCAGGUCACCAGACAAUACAGACCGGUCACUGGCAGCUAAUAUUGACCGAUUGAGAAUCCAACGCAAUGAGACACAUGGACACCUGUCGAGAGCAUCACUGUCUGAUGCAGACUUCCAUCGUGCAUGGGGCAUCAUCCGUCAGUGUAUCUCCGAGAUAGAACAAGGCUCUCUGACAGGAGACACCUACGUGACGGCAGUUGACAACCUGCUGACCAUGACUAUGGAACCUGGUACAGAGGUAAAAAGGAAACAACAGGAGGCCAUUGUCGAGGAGUUGAAAGAUGAACAGGACAAAAUAACGAAAUAUAAGCGCAGUAUGCAAGAGAAAAUGGAAACACAAAAUAUCAAGUUGACUUUCAUUGGUAACCCUCGAGCUGGGAAAACAUGCUUGAUGCAGCAAUUAUUAAGGAAACAUAUCAAACCUGGAGGCCCAGAACCGACUUAUGUUGCUGAACUACUAACCAAACGAAUAAGAUACAAACUUGGAAAGAGUGCAAAAGAAAGAGAAGAGAUAGAGAAGGGAAAGGAGGCAGAGUUAUGCAGAAAACAUAUGAGGAGACUACAAAAAAGUAAUGCAGAUGAAGGGGAGCCUCGGACAAUGGCUGAGUCGAACACAGAUCUAUAUGAUAACAGUGGACAUCAUAAAGAUCAUGACUGCAUAGAAGAAGGCACAGGAGGAGAACGGCCUACACAUCAUAUGACAAAACCCCAUGCUAUUUUAUAUGACCGGGAUAUGUAUCUCUUGACAGAAAACCAAAGAAAAGACCUAGAGGAUAUCUAUACUGAGGAUGGUGGUAUUGAUGACUCAUCUACUGCUUAUGUAACCUUAUUUGACUUUGGAGGAGAAAAAGAGUUUUACCACUGGCAUCAUUGUAUUAUGUCUGCAAAUAGUAUAUACCUGCUGGUUUUCGAUGUUUCCUUGUGGCAGGACACAGAUAAGCAAGAUAAAAUUGUUGAUGAAAUAGUAGAUUGGCUUAAAUCAGUUGCAACAUAUGCAAAAACUGAAUCUGACAAAGAGAAAGGUAUACCACCAAUUAUCUUGGUUGGCUCACAUAUGGAUGAAGUUGAAAUGAAUGAAGACCAGGUUUUUGAGGAAAUUAGUGAAAAACUAGAUAAGAAGCCGGAAAUUAAAGAUAUACUGGAACAUAAUGUCCAGGAGUACUUCUUCAUUAUGCAUAUGGACAAAACUGACAAGAACACUGAAGAGAUUUACCUCGAUAUAUGGUGUCAAAUAGAGAAAUGUGUCCAUCUGCAGUCAUGUUGGCAUGAAAAAAUUGCUGGAUCCUGGCUUGCUCUUGAAAGAAAAAUUAUGAUGGAAAAAGAAAAAGGAAUUAAAUUCCUAACCACUCAACAGAUACUCAAGAUAAAUGAAGAUCUUUUGGUACCUCUUAAAGAGAGUGAACUAGUCCCAUUUCUUCGAUAUUUGCAUAAUGCUGCAAGCAUUUUCUGCUUUGAUAUUGUUGGAAAAACAGACUCAGAAAUAUUAACUGAGCGGGAAAUGCAGCAAAUGAAAGUAAUAUUGGAUAUCAACUGGAUUGUCAGAGCAUUUGGAGACAUUAUCACAGAUAACAAAUUUGUAAAUCUGAAAAGCUACAAAGACAGACAAACCUCAAAACGGUAUAAAGGUUCUGCAAAGCUGACCAAUGAAGUUCUUAAACUGUGCUGGGGCAAUAUUUCAAAAGAGGAUUGCCACGUAUUGUUAUCUGUAAUGGAAAGUCUAGGACUGAUUACAAAGCCAAGGAAUGCCCAAGACAGCCAAAAGCAGCACCUAGAGCCUGACAUGCACAUUGUCCCCUGUUUACUGGGUGAGGCUUCACGAGAAAGUGUACAAGGAAUAUUGAACAAUGCUAGUGUUGAACUUACACAAACAUUAUGUCUGAUAUUCUUAAAUCAGUUUGUUCCACAAACCAUCUGGGAUAAAAUCAUUGCAAUGUGCAUGCAUAAAUUCAGCGAAUGUACUUACCAUAAGACGAGUGAGGAAGGCUAUCUGCGCCCAAGAAGAGGUUUUGUCUGCAGAAAUGUUGACGACUUUUGGAAUUUUGUCCUCCAUUGUAAAGGGCAGAUGCUCAAACUCACGAUGUUUAAUGAUCACAAGAAACCUGUGACACAGGGUGUAGGGGAAGCUCUACGUUCUGAAAUUGAAAGCAUUGUCAAUCUUGUUCUUUCAAAGACAAACCAGGAACAUCAAAUGUUCAGGCACUAUCUACAUUGUGACUUCUGGAUUUCUGAUGGUGAAAAUGAAGAUAGGAAACCAAACGCAAAGAUUUUUAUGGAAAAUUAUGAAUAUAGGAGUUUUGAUAGAGAGGGAAAUGAGUUCAUGCUUACACAAGAUCAUUGGCAGAUAUGGUUUGGUGAGGUUAAUAAGAUUUCUGACAUGGAGAAAUUCAGAGACAUGACAAAGGUAAAGGAAAUUCAUGCUGAAAUGGUGGUAAAACUGUCUAACUGGAUCUAUCCUGGAUUGAAAACACGAUGGGACAAGUUUUUAACACUUUUGAAGCCGUAUUUGGGAGAUGACGUUUUGGAUGGAGUUGAAGACAAUAGUGUAUCAAAACUGUGUGAUUGUUUGAGGAGUAAGGGAUGGAUUAAGUAUGGAGAAUAUACUAAGCUUCGAAAGAUUGUCAACAUAAUCGAUGUUGAUGCAGCUGGUGUUAUUGAUAAAGCUUUGACGAAACUGAAGCCCCUUCGAAUGUUACCUAAGUGAUACAACACCGAUCAUGCAGUGGUGCUAUCACAAGCUCUGCUUGGGUCAGAUCUGAGGCCUCACCACAAACUCUGAUAUGACACAGUUCAGAAGCCACAGCAUCGACUCUGUUAUAACCUGGAUCUCCUGUAUUAUCACAAAUUAUGAUAUGACUUGGAAAUAGUGAUGUUAUCACAAAGUCUGAUAUGACAUGGAUCAGUUGUGUAAUAACGAAAUCUUGUACGACUUGGAUCAGCGGUGUAAUCACAAAAUCGUAUAUGACACGGAUCAGUGGUGUUAUCACAAACUCUGAUAUGACACGGAUCAGUGGUUUAAUCACAAACUCGGAUAUGACUUGGAUCAGCGAUGUUAUCACAAACUCUGAUAUGACAAGGAUUAGCGGUGUUAUUACUAAGUAUAAUAUGACACGGAUCAGUGGUGUAAUCACAAACUCUGAUAUGACACGGAUCAGUGAUUUAAUCACAAACUCUGAUAUGACUUGGAUCAGCGAUGUUAUCACAAACUCUGAUAUGACAAGGAUCAGCGGUGUUAUUACAAAUUCUACCAUGUUUGCUAUGCAACGACAGUUUUGAUUGGUUGAAAACCAUGUAUUAUUUUCCAAUAACCCAUGCUCGUGCCAAUAAAACACGGUCGGGAGUCACGGCUGUAACAAUGUUAUGUUCACCCGUUUUAUAAAAGGUUACUAUAGCCGAUUGGACUAAUGGGUUAGUCUUUCAAUAUUUUGU